AUGACGGAGUGGACCCUGCUCAAGCGGCUGCUGGACGCUGUCCACCAGCACUCCACCAUGAUCGGGCGCCUGUGGCUCACCGUCAUGGUCAUUUUCCGGCUGCUCAUCGUUGCUGUGGCGACUGAGGACGUGUACACCGACGAGCAGCAGAUGUUUGUGUGCAACACGCUGCAGCCGGGAUGCUCCACCGUCUGCUACGACGCGUUCGCGCCCAUCUCGCAACCUCGCUUCUGGGUGUUCCACAUCAUCAGCGUCUCCACGCCAUCCCUCUGCUUCAUCAUCUACACGUGGCAUAACCUGUCCAAGCUGCCUCACAAUGCCACCCAGAGGCAGCGGCGGGGACCAGGAGUCAUCCCAGGGCUGGGAGGCCCCAACGUGGGGCAAGGCAGUGGACGGGAGGCGUAUGACCGAAGCUGCGACUCGGACAGUUGCUCCAUCCGCUCCCAUAAGCAUCUGGGUCACAGCGUGGCGGACGUGCUGGAGGGCGGGAGCGCAGAGGGUCAUGUGGUCUCUGGAGGGGUUUUGUCUAAAUGUUACAUCUUCCAUGUGUGUGUACGGGCUGUUCUGGAGGUGGGCUUUGUCACGGCUCAGUGGAAGCUGUUUGGCUUCCAGGUACCUGUCCAUUUCCUGUGUACCUCGAGCCCCUGCAGCCAGCCGGUGGACUGCUACGUGUCCAGGCCCACGGAGAAGACCAUCUUCUUGCUCUUCAUGUUUUGUGUGGGGAUUUUCUGUAUCCUGCUCAACCUGCUGGAGCUCAACCAUCUGGGCUGGAAGAAGAUCAGGCAGGCUGUGAGGCUGAGGGAGAGGGCGUCCUGGGGAGGAUGUCCAGGUAUGAGAGGGGGGUAUGAGACCUUCCCUUUAGACAGCCCCUCUCUCACAUAUUCUUUGGGCUGCAGGGACAUGACCAGCACCACUUCCCUGCCCACUUUGGACCUGGUGGUGGGGCAUCAGCCUGACUGGACCUGUGCUGUGAACAGGGAGCCUGAGGAGGUCAGAGAGACUGGACCAGAGCAACCAAAGACACAGGACUCCCCUAAAGGAGAGAGGCAGCCUCUGAAGAGUAAGGGAGCCAUCAGAGAGUCCAAACAGAGAAGUGCUGAGGUCUGGAUAUAG
This is a messenger RNA of Cyclopterus lumpus (lumpfish), 1113 nucleotides long. It is a transcript of the gene cx36.7, whose product is annotated as connexin 36.7. Gene Ontology annotation, cellular component: connexin complex. The record is from RefSeq and is a predicted model, not a curated record. NCBI's taxonomy places the organism in Eukaryota, Metazoa, Chordata, Actinopteri, Perciformes, Cyclopteridae. Gene Ontology annotation, biological process: cell communication. The coding region runs from base 1 to 1113 and encodes 370 amino acids. The transcript is spliced from 2 exons.